This is a messenger RNA of Ascochyta rabiei, 408 nucleotides long. RefSeq lists its product as uncharacterized. The transcript is spliced from 3 exons. Lineage: Eukaryota; Fungi; Ascomycota; Dothideomycetes; Pleosporales; Didymellaceae. The coding region runs from base 1 to 408 and encodes 135 amino acids. The record is from RefSeq and is a predicted model, not a curated record.
AUGCCAUCUCUGCAAAAGAUCAACGCCAUCUUCGGUCUCAUCGGCUCGGGCCAGGUAAAAGAGUUCUUCGAGCACAUUGCAGAUGAUGUAGAAUGGACUGUCAAGGGCACAUACUGCCCUAUUUCCGGCCACUAUACUUCAAAGCAAGCCUUUCACGACGGUACUCACGCGCUGUCAUCUACAUGGGCUACACCACUCAAGCUUGUCGUUCAAGAUAUCAUCCACGAUGGGGGCAACAAAGCUGCAGUGCAGCUAAAAGCUGUGGAUGUUGAGUGCAAAAACGGCCUGAAGUUUACAAACGAAUAUGUCUGGAUUUGUCAUUUCGAUGACCGAGACAUGAUUGUCAAGCUCAUCGCUUUCAUGGAUACAGACUUGGUCACGAAAGCGAUUGAGCAAAAUCCAUCUUAG